This is a messenger RNA of Cloeon dipterum, 1432 nucleotides long. RefSeq lists its product as uncharacterized. Lineage: Eukaryota; Metazoa; Arthropoda; Insecta; Ephemeroptera; Baetidae. The record is from RefSeq and is a predicted model, not a curated record. The coding region runs from base 58 to 1407 and encodes 449 amino acids. The transcript is spliced from 8 exons.
CUGAUUUUCCAAACGGAAUAAUUUUAUCAGUAUUCCCUCGGAUAAAAUCGCUGUCGAAUGUGCCUGGACAAAAUAAUUGAUAUGAUAUACAAUAUUUUGUGCCUCUGUUCAUGCAAUUCGAAGAACUUUAUUCUUUCCCUAAUCCUGAUUUAUUUGCUGUCUCAAUCCGUGUUCAGCAUCAACAAGGGGAGCGUUGCCUUGCGAGCUGGUAGAAAGGUCAUCUCUAUAUCAGGUUGGCGUGGACAAACUGUGUAUCUGAAGACGGCAAAGCGGAGGGUUAUCAUCGUGAAAUGCUGCGGCAAAAAGAAAUGCCGAGGAACAAACCAUACGAAAAGCACCACAGAGCAGACGCAACUGCCCACGACAUCAAGAAGUUCAGCGCAGCCCCUAAUAACGAAAAUUACUGAAUUACAGGAAACUUCAAUAGAAGACGCCACCAGCACGGCCACCGACGUCGUGACGACUGUCCAACUCACGAGCUCUGCUGAGACAUCACCACCAGAAACUACGUCAUUAGAACUUACGACCACAUCUGUAGAAGCAACCACCGAGCCUGAGACUUCCUCAACUGCAGCCCCUACGACAACAACAACAGGAGAAACAACUUCGUCAACUUCAACCAGCACUACAACUUCAACAUCUACUUCAACAGGUACAUCAACGAGUACUUCAACAAGUACUUCAACGAGUACUUCAACAAGUACUUCAACGAGUACUUCAACAAGUACUUCAACGAGUACUUCAACAAGUACUUCAACGAGUACUUCAACAAGCACUUCAACAAGCACUACAACAAGUACUUCCACAAGUACUUCAACAACAACAACAACAACAACAACAACAACUACUACUACUACUACUACUACUACUACUACUACUACUACUACUACUACUACAACAACAACUACAACACAACCAACUACAACAACCACUAAAAUUAUACGGGCUGAAUGCCCAGUCGUCAGUUGCACCUUUAAUGCGGCUCUGCGUACAGAGUUUGAUAACCAAAAAGCUUGGGGAUUGAUUUCAACCGGCUAUGUGACGUUUUUGUGCGACGCCAAAGACAGGAAGUACAUUCACUACAUUAUUCGCGCUACUUAUGCGGAUGCAUAUAUCAACUGCUGCCAAAUGGGCUUGAAACUGGCGUCGGUGGCCAACCUGAUGGACCUAAACUGCGUCAAGGCACAUUUCAAUGAAGAAAUUUCCUGGGUUGCGACCACUAUAACAGGAAGCCUGGCCAACCCGAGGUGGUGCUCCGAGGACUCUGAUUACUUAUUAAAGGACUUCACGGCAGCCAAUCCGACCCUGCCAGGACCCGGCUACGACGCCAUCGCUAUGAGACUCAGCGACGCAACCCUCAUGUACGCGAAGUCAACCGACCUGCUCUGGGCCCUGUGCGUGCUUUGAAAUCUUCAAAAUGAGUAUGCGUAGA